Molecule: messenger RNA, 2494 nt
Organism: Porites evermanni
Lineage: Eukaryota; Metazoa; Cnidaria; Anthozoa; Scleractinia; Poritidae
Source: the annotation of a GenBank genome assembly
AUGCCUUGUAAUCUAGCAUUAGGGAGCGUGAUCCUCAAAGUUCAAGCCGAAAACAUUUCAGCUCUUAACGCCUUGUGGUGUUUAUACACAGACGGGACGCUUAAGGAAUCCCUGCAAGCUUUGUUUUUCAUUGAUGAAUUGAGAGAACUUACCGGGGAAGAACAAGUGGAAGUGAUUGUGACCAUCGACGAAGAGGAAUACGAUAAAGCCCGCGAGGAGUUAAUCAGAGAAGCACAAGGUGUUUUUUUUCCCUAGUUUUCCAGUUAACAUUAACGCACUGAUGAUACCUAAUUUCAUCUUUAAAACUGGAAAAGUGUUAGAAGAGGAAAAUCAUUUUAAUUUUUGUUGUGAACUUGGGUAGCACUGAACCCGGAAAAAUCACUACAAGAUUCGAUGGGUAUUUUGGAUCGUCUGUUUUCCUUACGUCAGUUCGCUUUCUUUCCACAUACAGAAGCUUCUUUGGGUUUCAGGGAGACUGAGAAGAGAGAAAAAGAAAGCGCGCGUGGGGACUCGUUUCCCUCUUUCCAACGUUCCCCGCGCGUCUACAAUAAUUAUUUUUAUUAUUAUAGUUUUUUUUUUUCACGGAAUCCCUGAGGGAGCCUCUGUCUAGGAGAGAGAGAGAGUUGUGUUCAUUAUUUUGUUUUCCUUUACACUUGGUUUAAUUCUAUCAUGUAAAGGUCCUGUUGUGCAGAUUGAGGAGUGGCAGGAGAAAGUCGCUUACAUUCAGAGUUAUUUAGCACAAACCAAGGAUAUCGAUACUCAAAGCUUCACAACAGAAACAAGCGACAGUGGAAUAUCGAGAUCACAUGCUGCUCCUUCUGAACUUGGCGGACCUGAGGAAGCCAGCGGUAAGAUUUCACUAAGUUAUAGUUAGAGCAUAGUUAUUAGAGGAGACUGGUUAUGAAAAGCGGCAAACAUCAGUGAUAAAAACAACAGUGCUGCAGUUUAUGUUGGAGGCACCCUGAAAGUGCACAAUCCUUUGUUUUCUGUUGGCAAAUUGUUACGGAAUAAAUUAAUGCAACGUUUUCAUUGGUCAAUACAAUCAAAAUGAUGGGAAUUCUUUUGAACGUUGUGCACUUUCAGGUCCACAAAAACAUAUAACAAAGGAGUCUGACGGAUUUCAUAACCAUUCCACUCAAUUAACUAUGGUUAGAGGUUGUAUUCAAACUGAAGUCUUAUGAACAAUUAUUCCUCGAGCCCGAAUGGGCUCUGAGUCAAUAGCCCAUGAGGCCUAAGGCUGAAUGGGCUAUUGACUCAGAAGCCAUGAGGGCGAGAGCAAUAAUCGUUUUAGAAAAAUCCAUCUAGUUGAUCAAAAAUAUGGAGACAAAACAACUUUAGCUAGCAAAACGCGAUUCAGCAGCCAUUGUUUUGGUUUUCAAAGCCGCUCUUUUCGCUACUAGUGGGCUAUAACAUAUAGCCUAGUGGAAGCUCAACCAAUCAGAACGCAGCAUUGAUACUAAUUCCUGAUAUGUCAGAUUGACACGUCAUCAAGUCCAAGCGCGACUGCCUCAAGGCAAACAAUGCAGAAUAUUUUUAUGGCAGCUAUCGAAUUCUCUCUUGAAAAGACUGAAUUAAUUCUUCAAUUUUUGGACCUUGCCGAAAACUAUCUUCCGAUUAGUUUCAAUUAAUUGGCCUAAAAAUAAUUUUGGUGAAAUUCACAUCUCCCAAGGUCUAGACAAGGCUCAGGCCUCUCUGGCCCCUUAUUCUCUCUUGGUUUAAUCUACUGAGUUGAUAAUAUAAGGAAAGGUUAGACGCUGACCUCACGAUCGCUAGCUGAGGUCAGAUUAAAUCGAUUCGCUCUGACGAAGAGAAAGCACUCUGAGAGUCAGCACUUUUUUUGAAACUGUGAUUUCUUUACCCACGAAUCGACCCACUUAGGAGUUCUUAUGAACUCGUUUAAACGACGGGGUAAUUACUGCUUUUAUCAUUUCGCUACACUAUUUUUUCUGCUGGGGGAAAUUAACUAGUCGCAUUUCCUAUUUUUCCCUUUUUUCUAGAUACCAUUUCCAAUCUUUGCUUAAAAGAUUUAGAUAGCACAGUGACGGAAGAAUUGGCACGUAGACUCCGAAAUGACGUGACUUCUCUGCGGCAAUUUUGCAAGGCAUUUGGACUGGACCCUGAGAAACUGAACCCCAACGGGCUGCAAAGAAUAAGUGAAUUGUUUCCAGACACCCCAAUCAAGCUGUUAAGAGACGUUUUUGAGGAACUGCAGUUAAAUGAUCUCGUAGAGUUCCUAGAGAAAGUGAAAACACGAACACUUCGUCCUUCUGUUCCCCUGGAAGAAGUGAGGAAGUUCCUAAAUGCCAGUGAACGACCUACAAAGUUUUACAGCAAAGCAGAGGUUUUAGUAAUCGCGUACACUGACAAGACAGAUUCUGUAGACGCAUGCUUUGAAAACAUUGGAUCUUUUUUCGAAGGGCUACAUUCAGAGAGCCAGAUAACGGAAGUAACAGUGAAUGUUGCAGGGCAACUGGAUAAAGAUCUGAACAGUUUC